Messenger RNA from Hydractinia symbiolongicarpus, 1421 nucleotides. RefSeq names its product DNA polymerase III subunit epsilon-like. The record is from RefSeq and is a predicted model, not a curated record. Gene Ontology annotation, molecular function: 3'-5' exonuclease activity; nucleic acid binding. Bases 148 to 1215 code for a protein of 355 amino acids. The transcript has a single exon. NCBI's taxonomy places the organism in Eukaryota, Metazoa, Cnidaria, Hydrozoa, Anthoathecata, Hydractiniidae.
AACAAAAUCAUAUGAAAUGUCAUAAUAGACCACAAUUUUUUAUCAGUUGGUAGAAACCAUUGCAGCUGGAGUUCGUCUAAAACAUUUGCCGUGCAGCGUGUUUACUUUUUUAAAAAAAAAGUUUAGAAAAAAAAGAAAGUCGUCAACAUGGAUGUUCGCUUUGAGGAUGCAUAUAUCACCUUUGAUACGGAAACUACAGGAAAAGACCCGAACACCGAUCGCAUCGUACAACUCGCUUUCCUCAAACAAGACAACACUGGAGAGAUUGUCACAAAAACGUUUUAUUUUAAUCCUUGCAUGAAGAGAGAGCUACAGCUAGACGCUUAUAAAAUCCACAAAAUUAGCCCUGACUUUUUGUUGGGGAAAAAGCCUUUUUCCAAGCACGCUGAAGAGAUUCUCAGUUUUCUAGAUGUGAAAUUUUUAGUUGGUCAUAACGUACUGUUCGACUGGAACUUUUUAUACAACGAAUUCAAACGAUUAGGCAAACCGUCACAUGAUGGUCAAGGUUGGUUGGAGAGAUUGAUAUCAAAAAACUUUCUCCUAAUAGACACUUACAAAAUGAGCUUAGCUGCCUACCCUUCGUUAUACAGUUGCCGGUUACAAAACGUGGCAAAACAUUUGAACAUAAAAAUCGAGACAGAAUCCAGGAAGAAGUAUGGUAUAUCGAGUCCGAGUAAGAAACGUUCGAUCGAAAUAAAAACAAAAAAAGACGACACCUCAUUUCACGAUGCAAUGUUUGACACACUGGUAACUAAUGAAGUUUUCACAACAAGUGUAAGCAAAUUAGUCCCCAGGACUCCAAACAAGUUAGUUCCCAGGACACAGAAAACAGAAAAUAUAAGCAUACAUGAUAUACCCAGGCAAUAUACAAUCGCCAUAAGUGAUGUAAUUAUGCUAGACAAAUAUCUCCAAGGUGAUGCAAACACAGAAGAAAUUACCCGGCUAAAAGACAUGGCUCUACACACCAUGUCAACUCUUCCAUCGACACGAAGAAAACUAGUAAAAGAUCUAUCAGUUACAGCCUUGCAAAACGAUGUCAACUUUUUUACGAAGUCCGACGACAUUAACGAUCAACGAAACAAAGCCUUACGAGAACUUGUACUGAAGGAGUUACUAACAGAAAAACUGGAAACCAAAAAUGAGAAAAGAAAAAAUGAAGCACAUGAAACAGUGGAUAAAUACUACCCACAAAAGAAAGCACGACCCAUGGUGUGAUUUGUGGUGACCCAAUGAUUGACCAACCGUUAUGUUGGUCUGUCUCUAUAAUUGGUCUAUCUUUAUGAACGAUCAUUUAUUAUAUCUAUAGUACAAUGACAGCUUUCUUUCUUAUUCUUUUUUUGCAAUUAUUUACCUAUUUAUAUCAGGUACAUGUUUCAGGCCAGUCUUUCUAAAAAUCCAAUAAGGUCUUUAUUAAAAAAACA